AUGAACCACGCGAACGGUCACGGGCAACAUGGCACGUACCCCCGCGAAGGGGACGCCAUUGAAUGUACUUACGGCGCGUUACCAUCGCGCGGCGAUGGCUCCAUCUGCAGUGACUGUCACCACAACGUCCAUCAUAAGCGGUUGACGUCUCCUGGUGCAAGGACGUUGCUAGCGGCAAAUCCACAGUUUUCCUAUGUUAAUCGAAAAGACAUUGACGUGAGAAAGAUCAAACAAGGCAUUCAAAUGGCUGAGCGCGCCAUCGACGAGCAACAAAAACUGAUUGAAGCGCUGGACACGACCAAGAAGUUGCGAGAUCAGCGAGCCCGCCUCGACGCCGAAAUUGCCCGUCUCGAAAUUGACCUUGAUGCCGCAAUGUUGACGGCUUUGUUGACAGAUGAUACCAGUCCCCCAUAGAUUUCUUUAACACACAGGCGACGUUUUGUACAAUUCCUAAUAUUCUCCUUGGUAGUAUACCCAUGAAAUAUAUAG
Molecule: messenger RNA, 489 nt
Organism: Aphanomyces astaci
Lineage: Eukaryota; Oomycota; Saprolegniomycetes; Saprolegniales; Verrucalvaceae
Exons: 1
Coding region: 1-414 (137 amino acids)
Source: RefSeq, a predicted model, not a curated record